Coregonus clupeaformis (lake whitefish) is the source of this 2817-nucleotide messenger RNA. Its product is annotated as leucine-rich repeat, immunoglobulin-like domain and transmembrane domain-containing protein 1. Lineage: Eukaryota; Metazoa; Chordata; Actinopteri; Salmoniformes; Salmonidae. The record is from RefSeq and is a predicted model, not a curated record. Gene Ontology annotation, molecular function: protein binding. The transcript has 4 exons. The coding region runs from base 132 to 2111 and encodes 659 amino acids. Gene Ontology annotation, cellular component: endoplasmic reticulum membrane.
CUGAGAUAGCAACACGAUGCAUCACAGGCUUGGAAGAACUAAAUAAACUGUACUUUUUUUUAUUUUUCAAACUAUCUUGUAGUUUAGUUUGAAAGUAGGCCUGCAUUUGAUAGUAUUGUUUCGGAGAGAAAAUGUUGCAAGGUUUUAGUCUGGGUUUCUGCUUGGCAUUACUUUGCUUCGGACCGUUUGUUUGCAGCGCGUGUCCGUCUCAAUGUAGCUGCUUCUUUCACAAGUUAUCAGAUGGAUCCAAAGCAAGGAGUGUCCUUUGCAAUGACCCACAGAUCACGCUGGUCCCACCCAACUUUCCCGCAGACACCUCGAAACUGCGGAUCGAGAAGACUGCCAUCACAAAGAUCUCCAGCGAAACCUUUCACUACCUCAACAAUCUGGAAUUUCUCUGGAUGUCUUUCAAUUCUCUGAACUCUUUGAAUGUAGACAGCUUCCGUGGCCUGAGAAGUCUGGAUGAGCUGAGACUGGAAGGGAACGCUCUCACCUCUUUCCCCUGGGAAUCUCUGACUGAUAUGCCCGACCUCAGGCUACUGGACCUGCAUAAUAAUAAGAUAUCGUCGAUCCCGGCCGAGGUGACCAUCUAUAUCAAGAACCUGACCUACCUGGACUUAUCUAGCAACAGCCUGGCCACUGUACCUCCGGAGGUUCUCUCUAUGUGGUUAUCUGUGAAACCGUCUCAAGAAGAUGGGGACAGUUCCAAAUAUAUUAUAGGUCUCCAUGACAACCCAUGGCUGUGCGACUGCCGGCUCUAUGACCUGGUCCAAUUCCAGAAGUCUCCGUCAUCCUCCGUGGUUCUGAUCGACACCAGGCUGAGCUGCGCUGACCCAGAGAGCCUGUCGGGGGUGCUAUUCAGCGAGACGGCGCUCCAGAGGUGCCAGGGGCCCCGGGUCCACACGGCUGUGGCCCGGGUCAGGAGCUCCCUGGGGAACAACGUCCUGCUGCGCUGUGGAACCAUCGGAGUCCCAAUACCAGAGCUGUCCUGGACCCGGGCAGACGGCAAACAGAUGAACGGCACUGUUCAGGAAGAAGUUUCAAAAGAGGGAAUCAUUUGGUCCAUCCUGAGUGUGCCUGCCGUCUCUUACCGGGACUCUGGGAAAUACAUGUGCAAAGCGACCAACUUUGUGGGGACUGCAGAUGCCAUCAUCUCCCUGGUUAUCACAGACUCCUUUAAAAAUGAGGAACAAGGUGGCAGCUCCAAGACUAGAAACCAAAGAGGACGGAAAACCGGUGGGUUUGGGAAAGCUGCCUACCAGGAGAAACUUGUUGCCAGAUACAUACCUCCACCAACCACCACGGCAGCCACGCCCAUCAUCGAGCCACUAGGACCGGGCGGUUUCACAGGGAAGUAUGAUAUCGAGAGCUACAGUAUUUCGGACACCGUGGCCGAUGGACAGACGCCUGGUCCUCCCAGCAAGGAGCCGGCGAUGCAGGAAGUGGAGAAGGAGGUUCUUAGCAACCUGGCAGCCAACGCAUCUUCUUUACAAGCGCCGGCGCCGCCGGAGAAACGGGUGGUGCGCUCGGUGAAGGUAAUCGGGGACACCGACCAUACCGUCUCCCUGAACUGGCGGGCCCCGACAGCCAAGAACACCACCGAGUUUAGCGUCCUGUACGCCGUUUUCGGCGAGAGGGACAUGCGGAGGAUCAACGUAGGCGUGGGAAAGAACCGGAUCACCAUCGAGGGCCUUGUACCAAGGACAAAGUACAUCGCCUGCGUCUGCGUCAAAGGCCUGAUCCCAAAAAAGGAGCAGUGCGUAAUCUUCUCAACGGACGAGGCGGCCAGCGCUAGCGGCACCCAGAAACUCAUUAACGUGGUGGUGAUCACCGUGGCCUGCGUGAUCGCUGUCCCCCUGACGUUGAUCGUCUGCUGCGGGGCGCUCAAGAAGCGCUGUAAAAAGCUACUGGGGAGGAAAUCCAAAGAUAUCCAAGACUCAUAUGUGACAUUCGAGACCCUCUCCCCGGGACAAAAGCCCAAGGGGAUGGAGGGGGAGUACCUAGCCAGGCAGCACCCAGAUGAGUCCAACAGACUGCUCUCUGCUAGGUCCAGUGUGGGCUCUGAGGCCACUUGUAGGACUGAGGGACCGCCUAACGAGUACUUUUGUUGAUACCAAAUGAUGGCCUCAACCUUUACAGAGCAGAGAAAUCUGUCCUUUUUCAACCAGAACUUAAGUUGGUUGGUUGGUCUCUUCUGACAAGUGAUGUACUGUAGAUGUGUAGCUGAGUACACAGAGUGAAACUGGGAAGAGACUGGGACAGUUGCAUGGACACGUGGGGUGGAGUCUAGAUAAAUAUGAGGAAUAAAUGUUGACAUAGCUGUGAUUAUACAGCCUUGUGGGAAUAAAGGCCACCCUUGACCUGGUGAACUGUAAAAAAAACAAAUAUUUCAUUGUACUCAAAAUGUGCAAAUAAGCAUUUUAUAUUUGUCAUGCACUUUUAAAGGGGGGUAUUUAUUGUAAGCAGUUACAUUUCUUUGAAAUGGCACUAGGGUUACAAAAUUAUGGUAACUUUAGCAACAUUCCCAGGUUUUCCAGAAGUUCUUGGUGGAAUCAGAAUGGCAUAAGGAACCCUAAAUGGCACGUUCUACUAGAAUACGUGAAACCCAUAUUUUUAGAGGAAGCGUAAUGACAGUUAUUCUGAAAUCUGAGCUCAGAAUUCUGGCAUAGUUUUUAUUUGACAAUGUCAUGUGUUUGUAGAGUAUUGGUGAAGCAACUCAUAUCUGUAGAGAUAUUUUGUACCUCUGUGUAUUUACCAUAUAUGUUAAUGUGCCAGGUUUACUGUCCAAUCAAAUCUAACAUACUAUAUAUUUUGUAA